Messenger RNA from Protopolystoma xenopodis, 582 nucleotides. The record is from the annotation of a GenBank genome assembly. NCBI's taxonomy places the organism in Eukaryota, Metazoa, Platyhelminthes, Monogenea, Polystomatidea, Polystomatidae.
AUGUAUCACUAUCGAUCUUACAGGUGUCCAUCGGCCACCGCGUGCCUAACUGCGGACGGAAAAAUUGGCCGAGGUGGCAACUCGGGCAAGAAGAAACAGUCCAGCGGACUACAAGUUCAAGAGGUUAAGGUCUCAGUUGCUGACCAGGCUGCGCUCGCUGCCGCAGUGGUACAGCAGCAGCAACAACAGGCAGCCCAAGUACAAUCAGGCUCUGCAAACAUGAAUAGCCUGUUUUCAUUUGGUCUGAUCAGCCCCUCCACGGCUACUAGCCUCGGCAGUCUGGAGGCGGCUGCAGCAGCAGGCGCCGUAUAUCAGAUCCAACCUGGCAGCAGCGCAGCAGUGCAGCUUCAGCACCACCUGCAGCAACAACAACAGGCUGCCGCGGUUGCCGCCUUUCAGCAGCAGCCGGCGACCCAAGCGGCCUACCACGCCCAACCACAACUCAUUUUCCAGCCGCAUCCACACGCCCAACUGAUACAACAGCAACACCUCCAGCAACAGACAUCUGGGACGGUAGUGGUGACAUCGGCGGCCCCGUUAUUCGGCGUCGCGGCACCUGCCACUGCAGCCAUCUCCCAUUGA